AUGUCGCUAUUCAUAACAGUAGCCACAUACACAUUAUUCUGCAUCUUACUGGGCAGCUCCAACUCGAAAUUUUCAGUCGCGCAUAACGUCGCAUCCACUUCUGAAAACCAUAAUGUAUUAUGGUUCAUGCAGAUUACUGACUUACAUUUCAGUAAGUUUGGCCACAUAGACAGAGAAGAGGACCUUCUUGAUUUACUUUCGACUUAUAUUCCUGUUAUUCGGCCAGAGUUAGUUCUUGCAUCUGGUGAUAUCACUGAUGCAAAAAAUCUAAUUUUGCCUGGGUCAUCUCAGCAUGCUGAAGAGUGGAAGAGUUACAGGUCGGUCCUUGAAAGGAGUGGAGUUUUGGAUAUAACUAAAUGGUUUGAUAUUCGCGGGAACCAUGAUGCUUUUAAUGUUCCUUCUUCGGGUCACUCUUACUUCAAUCAGUAUGGUGUCCGGGGUACACCACCGAAAAGAUCGUAUAUGUACAAAUUGUUGAAACCAUAUGGUCAGUAUUCAUUCGUCAGUAUUGAUAUGAGCUUUGAACCUGGAAUUAAGUGGCCGCUGAAUUUUUUCGGUUAUGUUAAUUUGGAUGUCAAAGAGCAAUUAUUGGAGUCAGUCGAUAAAGCAAAAGGCAGUAAUCAAACAUUUAUAUUUGGACAUUAUCCAACAUCUACAGUUGUAUCACAUGAUUUGGAUUUGCGUUCAUUCAUUGGGGCAAAUGCAUAUGCUUAUCUAUGUGGUCAUUUGCAUACGCUAUUUGGUAUGACAAAAAGAAUGUAUGUUUUACAACCUCAAGGUUAUUGGGAAUGGGAAUUGGGUGAUUGGCGAUCAAAUCGUUAUUUUCGCAUUGUAGCCAUAGACAAUGAUCUCGUGUCAUUUGUUGAUGUCAUUAAAUCACCAUCAAAUAGUAAAGCAACAGAAUGGCCAAUUAUAUUAAUUACAAAUCCUAAAGAUGCCCAAUUUCUACUGCUUACCAAAGAGCCUGUCGAUAGAAUUUUUUCGUCUAAAUACAUAAGGAUAUUAGUUUGGUCAAAAUGGCCUAUACUUUCAGUUUCUGUAGCAAUAGAUGGUGUUCAUCAAGGAUACGCUCACCUGGCGGCUGUCAAUGACAGUGUACAACAGCCGUUAUAUAUUCUUCCAUGGAAUCCUUCACAGUGGUCAUAUAAUUCACAUCCAUUGCAUUUGAUCGAAGUCACAGCUAAAGAUGCAAAUGGUAAUCAGCGUACAGUUGCACAAUCGUUUAGCUUUCAUGAUCCUGCAGAACUCACUACUGCUUUUCUGUCAAGAUAUUUUAUUUCAACUCAUCUGUCAGUAAAUGUAGCUGCACUAUACUAUACACUAUGGGUACUCAUAUGUAUUUUUGCGAUAGUACCUCGAUUUCUGCGUGGCCCACGUAUGUUGAUGUGUCUGUUUCGAACACGACUUGGUAAAGGCAUGUACAGAGUAUCCGCAUCGAAUCGUUUACUUUCAGCUAUAUUAAUAUAUAUGCUGUAUAAUAUUUCAUGUCCAAUGUUCAUGGGUUUUCUUGUGGCUGAUAAAUUUGGCUUUGUAUUUUCUUACGGUGUUUUCGUCGGUGGUGUUUAUCUUCCAGAAAAAUUGACUUACGUUUUUGCAUCAUGUCAGCUAAUUUUCUUCUUCUUGUUGCUGAUAUCAUUUUACAUGCACUGUGGUAUUCGACAAACCGACUCACUUGUUACACUGGACAAAGACUCUGUAACAGAAUAUUCCACCAGUAAAAAAUCUGCUCUACAUCGUCAUACUAAUCGAUUAUACAAUCAAAUAAAGAGUAAUUAUUCUCGUUGUAUAUCUGUUACAUUAAUUAUUUUUACAAUCUUUCAUCUAAUAUGCAACUUUUUAUUAGUUUGGUUACCAUAUGGUUUUUUAACAGUUUUAUUAAAUCCUGGUUGUAUCCUGCCUAUUGUUAUUGCAUGGUUCAUGUAUAUUUUCUGUCCACAACCUGAUCAUGUGAAAUAUUAUACACAGUGA
This is a messenger RNA of Trichobilharzia regenti, 1968 nucleotides long. The record is from the annotation of a GenBank genome assembly. NCBI's taxonomy places the organism in Eukaryota, Metazoa, Platyhelminthes, Trematoda, Strigeidida, Schistosomatidae.